Columba livia (rock pigeon) is the source of this 9570-nucleotide messenger RNA. RefSeq names its product collagen alpha-1(I) chain-like. NCBI's taxonomy places the organism in Eukaryota, Metazoa, Chordata, Aves, Columbiformes, Columbidae. The coding region runs from base 1183 to 1788 and encodes 201 amino acids. The record is from RefSeq and is a predicted model, not a curated record. The transcript is spliced from 5 exons.
GAGCUUUAGAGUUGUGCAAAGAGAAGAAGAUUAAUAGCUGCACUGAUUCUAAGCAGGUUUCUUGAAUGGUGCAGGCCCUUGAAGCCAUUUGAAAAGAAUAAAGUAUAUUAACGGCACAAGGAAGGCAGAUUAAACGUGAUGCUCCAGUUGCUGGAAGCUGUGCUGUUGCUAGAAAAGUUGCCAUCAUGCGUUGCAAAGGGCCUCAGAAGGGAAACGCUGAUCAGGAAACUGGAAAUAAAUUGGCAGACGCCGCUGUAAAAUCAGCCACUGAAAGGACAGAGACCGGUACAGAAGCCGCGUCUCUGAGCCCAGGUGGCCGUGUCCUCCAGCCAACGUCAGGAAACUGUAACAAAGAGGAUAAGCAAUUAAUAGGAGAUUUAUAGCUGAAUCAGAAUUAGGGUCCAAAGGAGCCGUCACUGGUGACGGGAGAGCAGCGGCGCCUCGCGGCGCGGGGAGCUGAUGCGCUCUGUCGAGAUCAGACGAAAAGGUAAGAGUGAAUUUAGAAACUCUGUGCGAACGAGGCAAUGGGAAACGUGCUUAGAAAACCAUCUUAAUAGUAUAUACAGGGUACAGACAGGAGCAGCUGGACGAGGGAAAUGUACCAGGGCAACACUGGCAAAGAGAGUUCCCCAAGCUGCCUGGAAAAGGGGGGUGUCGAUACCGGCCGGCACGAACGGCUCCCUUCUCGGGUCGGCCGGAAGCGUUGCCGUGCCGGGGGGCGGCUGCCGGCCUGCAGGCCAGGGGCUGCGGCUGUUUGGGGGGCUGCCCCCGCUUUGUUUUCCUAGGGGAGCCCCCCCCACUUUCGGGGGCUUGUGGGACGUGCACGUGUAAAUGACACGGUGUUCCCAGCUGCUCUGUUCUCUGCCUUGUUUUUUCAGAUGCCUGUCCCUGUUUUCUCUUCCCGCUUUUGAAGAGAAGCUGCCGAGUUAGCGUACGCUGCGGUGAAGUUCUACAAGAUGCAGCCCUCAGGAACCGGUUGACGUGAGGGAAAUGCUUUCUGACCGCCUGCGCGGUGAGGGGAUGUUUUUAACCUUUUAGCUCCUUCUGCAUGACAAGAGGGAGACGUAAGUAACACGUUGUUUAGAAGCUGAGAGCUUAGUUUGUAUUUAACUAAUAAUUAAGAGAUGUGUUGUCAGCGAGAAACUAAACGAUUAUAACUAACCUCAUCAAAUGAAGUAAAGAAUGCGGCUUAGCAGCGCUGCUGACUCUGCCGUCCCGUUUCCUUCCCCGUUUCAGCCGGCGAGGCGGCCGGAGGACCCGCUCUGUGCGGCCGCGGGGCCCACGGAGUCGAGGGCUUUCUCGGCGCGCCCCGGGGAUUUCUCUGGAGAGACUCCUCGUCUCGGUCGCAUCGCCACGGGGACGGACGAGGACCUCUGGCGAGGGGUCUUUCUUCGCUGGAGCCGGGACCGGGCACGCGCUCGCGAGGCGUCCAGGGGGAGCUGUGACCGCCCCCGUGCUCAGCAGACCCCCCAGCCCGGGUGGGGGGAGCAGCGCCGGAGCGGGAGAUGCGGCACCGUCCUCUGUCCCCAGCGUGCCGGGGGGCGGCUGCCGGCCUGUGGGACGUGGCUGCGGCUGUUCGGGGCACUGCCCCCCCAUUUUUGGGGGCUCUGGUUGUGGUGGUGCGGGUCAGGGAUCCCCAGGCUGUGCCGAGACCGCAGGACGGCUGCUGGUGGAACAAAGUCAAGGACAACUUCUCAGAAACGCAGCGCUGGUCCGAGUUCCCCAGCACACGUGUGUGUGUCCAGCCGGGUACGCUGGGGGAGCGCGUCAGGGCGGGCAGACGGCUGAAUGGACGCGCUGUCAGCGACUGCGGAACGAGCUGGGGCUGCUUUGACCGUGUCCAGCCUUGUGCGUGUGGUUUGUUUUCACUUGCAGGCUGAAACAGCAGUUUCCUUAAUUAAAAACACCCCAACAUGUCCCCCAACCCCCAACAAAAAUAACGCCAAAAAUGCCACUGAAAGAAACACAGGGAGUUUUUAAAAAAUUUCCUUUAGCUUUCUCCCCCCGCCAGCCCGCCCUGCUGCGUUCAGUGCAGUGAAUGACCGUGAGGAGAUGGCUGUGGAUCUGGCUGUUGAAGGGUGUGUGAAGGAGAAGGAGGUGUGUGUAGAGCAGGAUUGGUGGUGGAGGUGAGUGCAGCUGGUUUGGGUGUGGGGCUGUAAAUUCUUUUUGGAGGCUUCCUAGUUUCUGGUGUCACCUGCGGGGUGAAGUGUGACUCUGUGUGCAGGUUUGAAAGGUGCAACGUGCAGAGCUCCCUCAUUUGCCACCAGAUCUCCCAAUCACAGAGACAGCGUCGCUGUGCAGCUGCUAAGGACAGCGCGUCUCGUGCAGAACAGCAUCCUUUGUGCUCCGUGUGCGUGUUCCUCCUUUGAAAUGAAGUUGGGCCGCCCGGUGUUCCACGUUACGUGUGGUACCUGCUGGGCUGAGUCUCCUCCCCACGCUCCGGUCGGUUCCGUCGCGCUGCCGCAGCCCCGGCAGCACCGCGGCGUUCGCUGGACGCGUUGUUGGCGGAGCCAGCACCGACAAUCUUGACACGUCGAGGCGCUGUGGUGGAUUUGCCUGGAAAUUCCAAGGUCCUGGUGUUUUAUUAUUUGAACUACUUACUUACUGUAAGACGUUUAGAAUUAAAACUUAAAUAAGAGCAACCAGAAGAGUCUUUGGGAGUAAAUAAUGCCUGUCAUCUACUCUAGCUGUUACUCAAAACUCUGCAGACAGUAAUUAUCCCCAAUUUAUGUAGUAAAAUUUUAAAGAGUGGAAUAUAAAUACUGGAGCACUAAUUGGAAGUAAUACCUGUAGAGAAAAAAACCUCUAGUUUAUAUCUAUAAUAAAAAAUAAUGUGUGCUAGUUAAUCCGCCUGGUAGUAAUGUAAUGAUAAAAAUGUUGAAGUGUAAAUAGAUGAAAUUAUAUAGGCAUGAGCAAUAAGUAAAUUUAAUUUCAGCUGUUACUUGGUGAACUAGGCAGCAGUUAUUCCCAAUCUGAAUGCUAGUUUAAAAAACACAUUGUUUGGAAUUCCUUUUAACUGAUAAAGGCAGAAAACUAAUGUGGAGUCAUUGGUAGCUACAUUUGAACAACCGUUAUGAAAUAAACCGCAGACAUUAAUGACUGCAUAGGAAACAAAGUGAGGAAGAUUUAAACAGCAUUGGAAAGUGAUCGGGAGUGUUUAGUAUUUAAACUAUAACAGAGCCAUGAGAUUGGAGGCAACAAAGCUCAGAACCAAACAGAGUCAAAACGUUACUUUUUUUUUUUUUUUUUAAGAGAAGUAUAAAGGAACCACUAAGUAGUGGCUGUUUAUAAAUAGAGAUAUUAAAAAGUUCCCAGGCAGUAAUGAUUCCCAACAGAACACUAAAAGAUAUUUAGAGGUAAAAUAAUAUUAGAAAACAAUUACGACAGUCUGAAUUUAAUCACAGCUUUUUUGGGGUUGUGCAAAAACAUGACCAGUAUUAAUUACCUCUGAGUUAAAAUAAAAAGACAGCAAACUAGAUGUGAUUAACAAAAGUUAAUUUUAAUUUUUCAGUGUGGUAUCCAGUCUGGCUUCUCCCUCCAAGGGCGUGGUCUGAGAAAGCCAGACCCCCAACUCCACCCCGUCCAAGCUCCGCCCCUGCCACUCUGUGCCCUCCCCGAGGCGCGUGUCCCUUACAGACCCCUCCCCUUUCAUCGCGCUCACCCCCCCAGAAGCAUGAUGCAUUGAAGCCCCGCCCACAGCUCCACCCCCAAACUCAGCCCCUGCUAAACCACGCCCCCUCAGAGCACGUGCUAUACAGAGCCCACCGUUCUCUCGGCUCCACCCCUCCCUUCCUAAGCUACGCCCCCUUCGGGCGUGUCCCUCUCCCUACCCCAAGAGGCUCCUCCUAUGGGGGCGUGACACACGGAGCCCCCACCCCCUGUCCAGUUCCCCCAGGUGGGCCUCCCAAUGGGCGUGUCCUCCCAGUCCCCGCCCCUCAGCACUGAUCCCACCCCCGUGGGUGGGGCUACACCCAGCUGCGCGCGGGGCCCCCCCACCCAUACAUGACCCCUAAGUAACCCCAUGGCAGCCCUAUGGCUGCCCCACAGGUACCACUAUAGCAGCCCUGCUCCUGCCCCGCAAGAGCUCCAGACACGCCUCUGCAGAGCCCCCACAGGCUAUCACCGCAGCCGCCCCAUCCCGCCCCACGGCCGCCGCUGCGGGACCCCUGGAGCCCCCGGCCCCACACCCGCCCCGCAGCCCCACAGCGCGUGGUCUCGCGGCCCUGGUGCCGGUGAAGCCACGUCCUGGCCGCGGCCGGAGGAGCCGCCGCUUUUCCACCCCCCACAUCCCCCAAUCGCUGCUGCUGUCGCUGCCGGAGGAGCCGCCGCGGCCGGAGGAGCCACCAGUUUUCCGCCCAGCCCCGACUCUCCUCCUUCCUCCUCAAUCGCCGCUGCAUGCCGCAAUGACACCUCCUCUUCCGCCAUCUUGUCUCCCCCUUCUGGGCUCAUUCGCUAUUUUAUACUGAGGGAGGGAGGAGACGGUCUCUGAUUGGCUGACGGUGUCAGCUGCGGAAGUCGCCCAUUGGCUCAUCCCCACGAGGGGUUCUCCGAGGGUGUGGGAGAAAGGCGCUGAUUGGUCACCGUGUCGCUGAGGGGAGGAAGGCACUGAUUGGCCACUUUCCGCCGAAGUUCGCCCUCCCAGUAACAGGCGCUGAUUCGCUAGCGCCCCUGAGGUAGAAAAGGCGCUGAUUGGUCGCCUUUUUCCCGCUGACGUUAGACGACAGCAACGAAGCGCUGAUUGGGCAGCGCUGCUGACGGGGCGGCUCGUCCAUUGGCCGGAGGGCGGGUAGGGGGCGGGACCGGGCGGGACAACGAGGUGAUAAAUGGGGCGGCGCAGAGCGCGCGCAGGACCAGAAAGGCUUGAGCGGCAGCGCUGGCGGGCCGGUUGAGCACCCCUCCCCCCCGCGAGAAACCCGAGAGCGGCAGGAACGGCGGCCGGAAUCAGUUAAGGGGGCGGGUUAGGGCGGUAAUUAUCGUGCCGGUGUUAAUUGGGGCUCGGCGGGUUAAUGAGUGACCGGCGGGCUGGGGUGUAUCUGGGGGUUUUGAUCGGAAUUGGGGUUUUAAAGACGCGGGUUUGUGAUGGGGGGGGGGGGGGGGGGGGCGAUUAAGGCUCCCGGAGCCGCUUUAGCGGUUUAAAUGGUUGUGUUGAACGCGGGAGGAGCCGGUUCGGGGCUUUUCUCAGCAAUCGGGGCUGGUUCGGGUCCAAUUCGGCUUUUAAAAGAUGUUUUUACGUAAUUUUUGGGUAUUUUUGGUGCCGAUUUGUGCCAAAAGGCGCCUUUAAAAUCUGUUUACUGAGGGUUUAUCAGGAGAAUUAAAGUUUAAAGCUCGGGGAGAUUUGGGGCUUUUCCCCGGGAUUUUGAGUCCAAAUCGGGUUUUUUUAGAGCCCUUAUUUAUUUAAAUUAUUAUGUUUAAAGGGUUUGUUUGAGGUUUUGUUUGGAACAUUUUGGGCGGGUUUGAGGCUCCUAAGAUUUAAUUGUUUGGUUUAUUAUUUGAUUUAUUAUUUCGCUGCGGUUUGGGCGGUUCGGGGCUCCUGAAGACGCUGAGUUGUUUCAAUUAUUUAGAGCUGUGAGGUGCCGUUUUGGGGCCGUUUGGGUCUAAAUCGGCUUUUUAAAAGGUUUAUUUAAUGCGUUUAAAGUUUGAGGGGCCGAUUUGCGACUUUAAAGCUUUUUGAAUCUACUUAUUGAUAAGAAUUUAUACAAUAGAUUAAUAUUUAAAGCCCGGGGGGAGAUUUGGGGCUGUUUCCCAGGAUUGCGAGUCCAAAUGCGUUUUUUUCUGUUAACCGCUUAUUAAUUUAAAUUAUUAUAUUUAAACGGGGCUUUUUGAUGUUUUAUGAGGUUUUUUUUGAGCAUUUUGGGCGGUUCUGAGGCUCCUAAAGCUGCUUAAUUGUUUAAAUUAUUAAUUGUUAAAAUAAUGUAAGUAGUUGUUGAAAUAAGCGUGUAAGUUAUUGUAUUUAAAGCCGGGAGGGGCAUUUCGUUGCUUUUUGGGGGGGUUUUAGGGCUGAAUUCACUUUAUUGAACGUGUCUAGAGCUGGGGGUCCCAGAUCUGGUGCUGAUUUGGCCCCAAAAAAAGCUUUAAAAAUCUAUUUAUUUAUAAUUUACUGAAUUAAUAUUUAAGCGGGAACAAAUUCGGCUUUUUUAACCCGCCGCCAUUUUGUCUCCCCCGUCCCGCUCUCCCCUCACGCUGAGGGGGCCGAGGAGACGCUCGCUGAUUGGCCGGUGCCGUCUGGCGGGAAAGCCUCCCCCGGCUCAGCCCCGCUCGGCUGUCUCCGAGGGAGAGAAAGGCGCUGAUUGGUCGCUGCCUCUGAGGAGAGAAAGGCGCUGAUUGGUCGCCGCCUCCCUAAACCCACCUCCUGCGCAGAGAACAGCGAAGGCAGCCUGGCCACGCCCCCUCCGGCUGACCGCGCCCCCCCCUCCGGCUGACCGCGCCCCCCCCUCCGGCUGACCGCGUGUACCCCCCCCUUGCAACUCGUCUGACCACGUGCCCCCCCCCCCAACUCCAGCUGACUGUGCCCCCCCGCCCCCCCCGGCUGACCGCGCGCCCCGCCACUGCACUCCUGCUGACUGUGCGCCCCCCCCACCUCCUCCGGCUGGCCACAUCCCCACUGCACACCAUGGCGGGGAUGGGGCGGGAGGGGAUCACAAGGGUCUAUGGGGCGGUGUAGGGGUCAGGGCGGCUGUGGGGUCAAUGGGGUUGUUGUGGGGUGAAACACCCCUGAAGAGGCUGAACACCCUGCAGGUGAGUGAACUACACAGUGCCCCACAGUGCCCCAUAGCACCUCCAUUCUGCCCUACAGAUCCACAACACUGCCCCACAGCACCCUAUAGCUCCUGCUUGCUGUCCCACAGCACCCCAUGGCUUUUCCACUCUGCCCCAUAUGUCUACAGCAGUGCCACAGAGUACCUCAUAUGUCUUCCACUCUGCCCCAUGGGUGCAGAGUGCUGCCCUACAGCACCCUAUGGGUCCUGUACUCUGCCCCAUAGAUCCACAGUGCUGUCCCACAGCACUGUAUAGCUCAUCUGGCCUAUAGACCCAAUGUACUGCCCCACAAUGCCUCAUAGCUCCUACACUCUGCCCCAUAGACCUACAACACUGCCUCACAACACCCCAUUGCCUCACAACACUCCAUGCUCAUUGCCCCAUGGAUGCCCAGUACUGCCCCACAGCACCAUAUAGCUCCUGUACUCCGCCCCAUACAUCCACAGGAGUGCCCCACAGCACCCCAUGGCUCCUGCACUCUGCCCCAUGGAUGCCCAGUACUGCCCCACAGCACCAUAUAGUUCCUGUACUCUGCCCCAUACAUCCACAGGAGUGCGCCACAGCACCCCAUAGUGACUCUACUCUUCCCCAUAGACCCACAGUGCUGCCCCACAGGACUCUACUCUGCCCCUUAGACCCAGAGAGCUGCCUCACAGCAGCCUGUAGGUGCUGCGUUCUGCCCCAUUGGUGCAAAGUGCUGCCCCACAGCGCCCCACACCUCUGUCCACCUGACCACCCACCCCUCCUGACUAUGCUUGCACUGCCCACUAUGGGUGGGUCACAAGGGUCUAUGGGGUGGUGUGGGUGUCAGGGGGGCUGUGGGGUCAAUGGGGUUGUUGUGGUGUGAAACACCCCUGAAGAGGCUGAACCCCCUACAGGUGAGUGAACCGCAUGCUGACCCACAGUGCCCCGUAGCACCUCAGUUCUGCCCUACAGAUCCACAACACUGCCCCACAGCACCCUAUAGCUCCUGCUUGCUAUCCCACGGCACCCCAUGGCUUUUCCACGCUGCCCUGUAUGUCUACAGCAGUGCCACAGAGUACCUCAUAUGUCUUCCACUCUGCCCCAUGGGUGCAGAGUGCUGCCCUACAGCACCCUAUGGGUCCUGUACUCUGCCCCAUAGAUCCACAGUGCUGUCCCACAGCACCCUAUAGCUCCUCUGGCCUAUAGACCCAAUGUACUGCCCCACAAUGCCUCAUAGCUCCUACACUCUGCCCCAUAAACCCACAACAGUGCCCCACAGCACACAAGACAUCCUCCACUCUGCCCCGUAGAUCCGCAGCACUGCCCCACAGCACCAUAUAGUUCCUGUACUCUGCCCCAUACAUCCACAGGAGUGCCCCACAGCACCCUAUAGUGACUCGACUCUUCCCCAUAGACCCACAGUGCUGCCCCAUAGCACCAUAUAGCUCCUGUACUCUGCCCCAUACAUCCACAGGAGUGUGCCACAGCACCCCAUAGUGACUCUACUCUUCCCCAUAGACCCACAGUGCUGCCCCACAGGACUCUACUCUGCCCCUUAGACCCAGAGAGCUGCCCCACAGCAGCCUGUAGGUGCUGUGUUCUGCCCCAUUGGUGCAAAGUGGUGCCCCACAGCGCCCCACACCUCUGUCCACCUGACCACCCUUCCCUCCUGACUACGCCUGCACUGCCCACUAUGGGUGGGUCACAAGGGUCUAUGGGGCGGGUGUGGGGGUCAGGGGGGCUGUGGGGUCAAUGGGGUUGUUGUGGUGUGAAACACCCCUGAAGAGGCUGAACCCCGUACAGGUGAGUGACCCACACAGUGACCCACAGCAGCCCAUAGCCCCUCUGCCCUAUACAGUCACUGCACCCCAUAGCUGCUUUUACUCUGCCCCAUAAAUGGACAGCAGUGCUCCACAGCACCCUAAGUCUCCACUCUGCCCCAUAGACACACAGUGCUGUCCCACAGCACCCCAUAUCUUGUUCACUCUGCCCUAUAGACCCACAGUGUAACCCUACAGCACCCCAUAGUUCCUCUGCCCUAUAGAUCAACAGCCCUGUCCCAGAAAACACCAUAGCUUUUUCCCACUAGCCCAUAGGCCAGCAGUUCUGCCCUACAGCACACUAGCUCCUGCACCCUGCUCCGUAGACCCACAGCAGUGCCCCACAGUGCCCCACACAGCUGGUCUGCCCUAUACAUCCACAGCACUGCUCUGCAGCACCAUAUACUUCCAGCACUCUGGCCCAUUGAUAUGUAGCACCCCACAGUUUCUGCAUUCCACCCAUAGAUUGACAUUCCUGGGUCCCCUCACCCCACCAGAUGUCCUGGGUUGCGAUGCUGCAUGGGGCCCUGUGCACAACAAAAUGAGGACAGCAUGGCUGCUGGGCUCCACCCUGCUUGGAAUCCAAGAUGGCUGGGGGGGGAAGGGCUGGCAGCCAUGCCGGCACUGCCGGAGGGGCUGUUGGUCUGCGCCGUGCUCAGGCGGCAGCUCCCGGCUGUAUCCGCUGCCCCUGUGGCCCUGCACCCUGCCCAUGGGAACAAGGUGGCUGCCCUGAUGGGCGUGGCCAUCUCGGCUGCUGUGUUGGGUGGGGCCAUGGCUGUCGUGGCUGCCAAGCCUGUGCUGGAAGGGUGGCGCUGAGGUGGGCGGGGCCUGCCUAGGGUGGCCAUUUUGGGGUGGGGCCCAAGGUGGGUGGUGGGGCCUGUGGCUCUGUUUACCCCUGAUGGCCAUCUUGGAAAAGGGCAGCGCCGUGCCGCUGCCAUCCUGACAUUACUCCCCCAGGGCCGUGUUGGGGGAUUUUUAACCUGGUUUUGGGGCCAAUUCUCACCCAAUAAAAUUAAAUAAUGUAAAAAAA